Molecule: messenger RNA, 1560 nt
Organism: Aspergillus candidus
Lineage: Eukaryota; Fungi; Ascomycota; Eurotiomycetes; Eurotiales; Aspergillaceae
Exons: 4
Coding region: 200-1150 (316 amino acids)
Biological process (GO): mRNA export from nucleus
Cellular component (GO): nucleus
Molecular function (GO): mRNA binding
Source: RefSeq, a predicted model, not a curated record
GAUCCGAUCCGCUUUUCCCUUCCAAGCUGCUUCUUUUCUUCAUCCAACCCUCCGCCUCUUCGCCUGGCUUGCCGUCAACCCUUCGCAUAUCGCCUGUCUUUCUUUGUUGUGAUUGCUAUCUCUUGGGUGUUCAAUCCUUAUCAAUCUUCGGUCUUCAACGCGCCUCCUAGACUUAGCCCCUCCCGUCAUCUCUGCUAUCAUGGCCGCCGGCCAACAAGCCGUUUCUUUCAACGAAAUCAUCCAAGCUGGUCGCCAGAAGAAACGGAACGAAGAGCUCGCCAGUCGACUCCUAGGGAAGAACCGACGCGCCAGCGCCCCGGGCUCGGGGGCGGGCAAGAAAGCGCAAAAUGCGACACCCGGCAGUUUGGCCAGUCGGAUCGGUGUAGCCAAGCGCCCUGCCUCCGCAGUUUCGAAACCCAAGAAGCACACCCCGACCGCGUCGGCCCCCGUACCCAGCGCAUCGUCGAAUCGCAGACCCAACAAUAAGCGCCGUCCGGACGAAAACCGUCUCUUCUCCGCCUUGAACUCCGCGAAUGGACAGGCUUCCGUUCAUGGUCAAUCGACCGGACUCUCCAUCAAGGGUGCCGGUUCUGGGCCUUUCGUCGUCGUCGGGAGCAAUUUCGCGCCGGGUACCACAGCCGCGGAUAUCCAGGCGGCCAUCGAGCCCAUAUCCGGACAGAUUCUCAACUGCUGGGUGACGUCGCAGCACCCGACGGUCACCGCCGAAAUUGCGUUUGAGGAGAAAUCGGCGGCGGAGAACGCCAUCGCCAACUUCCACAACAAGAAGGCGGAUGGAAGGGUCAUUUCGUUGCGUUUUCGAUCAGCCGCCGCAGGCGGUGCACCCAGCCAACCUCGGGAAUUUCGAUCUUCGGCCCAAAACUCGUUCAACGACCUCCGUGAACAGGCCGACCGAGACCGCCGCUUGCAUCGGGCGACAGACCCCGCCGUUCAGAAUGGCAGCUACGGGUUCAACGAUCAGAACGGCCUCGUUGGCGCCAACCGCGGCGGACGGAAUCCCAGAGGCAAUCGCUCCGCCGGGCGGGGUGGCCGAAAUGCCGUCCAGACUAACAAUGACCGGGGGCUCUACAGUGACGAGAUGAUGGUCGAUACGCCAUCGUAUCCGUCGAGAGGUCGGGGCAGGCAACGAUAGGAGAAGUGCAUUGGGACUCGGUCUUAGGUAUCGGAAGCCAUGCGCUAUCUGACUAUGAGGUCUUAUAUCCGGUUGGCUCCGCGGUGGACACGUUUCUGGCUUGAUGUAGCCGUACCUUGAGUAUCACGACAUGUAUGUACCGAUAUGGGGCGAUCUGCGGCGUUUACCAUCACACGUGGACCCCCCACAGCACCACCCACUUCGUUUUCAUGUAUCCUGCAGGCUGGUGGGUGUCUCAUUCUUUCUCUAAGAAUCUUGGCUACACCUCAUGCUCGAAGGUCAAACUUGGCUAUGAAGGCCAUGGUUUCGGUGUGGGAAGGAACUACAAGGCUACUGGGGCGGGUGUGCUGUGGGAGACAAUAUGGCUGGGAUGAGGUUGAGCGCUGGAACAGGCCCAGGAACGGGUGUCA